CCUGUUUAAUUUUGCAUGAAUCUAUUUUGUAUAAAUAUGACCUUGAGAAUAACUUUAUGGAAUGUUGUGGUAGUCGCCUACAACAAACUGUUUCGUGAAGCAAUGAAGGUUUAUCAGAGCGUCCUGCUACUCUUCUGCUGCCAGUUUCUCCACACUCUGGCCUUAGACUGUACUGUGAUAAGCGGUAACCUGAAGCAGAUAGACGCUGGGGCAGGCUCCGUGGUUGGAGUGAACGAUAAAAAUGAAGCGUUCGUCCUGAUUGAUAAUGUCUUCACAAAAAUCAGCCCGUCUCUAACGCACUUCAGCGUUGGUCCUGCUGGUCAGCUGGGGGUGGAUUCAGCAAACAACAUCUUCAAGCUUCAGAGCGGUUCCUUCAUUUGGUUUCCAGGGCUUCUCAAACAGGUGGAUGCUGGAGGUGAUCAGAUCCUUGCAGGUGUCACUAAGAAUGAUGAAAUUUUCUGUUUAAAUAUGGAUGCUAACAACAACUGGCCAUCUAGCACUGCUCCUUGGGUUAAACUUAAUGGAGGGCUGAAGCAUUACAGCUGCGGUCCGUACAGCUGUUGGGGAGUGAGCGCGGAUGACCUAAUCUGGAUCAUGAAGGAUGUGUCUAAUAAAGUCUGUUCUGGGUCUGGUGGCUUUGUGAAUAUUCCUGGAGCUCUGGCCAUGAUUGAAGUAGCAACUGAUGGCAGUGUCUUUGGUGUCAAUUCUCAAGGGAUGUUAUACAAAAGAAAUGGCGUCACUCGCUCCAACCCCGCUGGCACAGACUGGCAACAGAUGAAUGCUUGUUCCAAUGGCCACAAGCAUGUGAGCUUUGACCUGGGAGUGCUGUGGGCUGUAUGUGUCGACGGCUCCAUCCGUAAAUGUACUUUACAAAACUGCAGCAAGUGAGGAGUUCAAUCAUUAACAGAAACCUCAAAAUAAUCAGUCACUAUUAACAGAAAACCUUGAUUAUACUUUUUCUUC
Labeo rohita (rohu) is the source of this 963-nucleotide messenger RNA. RefSeq names its product fish-egg lectin-like. The coding region runs from base 16 to 888 and encodes 290 amino acids. The record is from RefSeq and is a predicted model, not a curated record. NCBI's taxonomy places the organism in Eukaryota, Metazoa, Chordata, Actinopteri, Cypriniformes, Cyprinidae. The transcript has 5 exons.